Molecule: messenger RNA, 4311 nt
Organism: Aethalodelphis obliquidens (Pacific white-sided dolphin)
Lineage: Eukaryota; Metazoa; Chordata; Mammalia; Artiodactyla; Delphinidae
Gene: GRP
Product: gastrin releasing peptide
Exons: 3
Coding region: 3415-4152 (245 amino acids)
Biological process (GO): neuropeptide signaling pathway
Molecular function (GO): neuropeptide hormone activity
Source: RefSeq, a predicted model, not a curated record
CCAAUGUCUGGGAGUCACUGAGCUAAAAAGAAACAACAGACGUCAUGAAAUAUCAGGCACAAGACAGCAUGUACCUGAGGAUCUGGGGAGCAGGGCCGUUGUGUAUGAUACCCACACCUUCUUUUCCGGGAACACUGUCCUGCCCAGAGCCCUGUGGAGUGGACGCUGCCACAUCUGCCACCAUGUGUCCUAGCCUCUAUAAGAGUGGAUUGGACACUGUGGACCCACUCACCUUUAAGCUGUUGGGCAAUCUAGAACACGUAUAGCUGGCUCACAAUAAUGAGCUGGGUCUCUCGUGUUUCUCUCCUGGAAACCAGGAGUUGGGGAACUGAGAGGUGGAGGCAGUUUCCAGCAGAGGUGCAAGACAGGAGGCCAGGACCCCAGCCCACCCCGCACAGGUGCAAAAAAUGUCAGUGAAAUAUCAUGGCUGCUGGCUACAUAGAUCUUUUGUGGAAAUAGCUAAAGGGCUAAGAUCCAUUUAUUAUAGAAAGACUAGACUAAACAUUCCCAAAUGGGGAAUCCAAUGAAGGGGUACCCUAAUUUGUGCCACAGUGAUAAGAGGGUGCAAUGCCCCCCUGAGCCUAAGGGGUGCUGGUAUGGUAGUUAGCAAGAGAUUCUCUAAGGGACGUAGAACUCUGGGGCAGAGGAGACGGGCCGGAGACCCAGUCUUUCCUCUCCAUGAGGGGAGGUUUUACUUUAUUAAAUAAAAUUUGUAAGACCUCCACGUGCCUGAGGCACCCUAGGCUGGUUCUGUCUGUUUAUCAGCCGUCCAUCAAACUCCACUUACUCCUUCUUCCGCAGCGGUGCGGUCAGAGCCAGGCGCCUGACUGAUUAUCAGGGCUACAGCUCCCAGCCUCUCUUGCAGCUCCCUGUGGCUGAGUUUUUACCGAUUAAAAUAUGAGCAGAAAAGAUGAGUGGUACGUGUGGGCUGGUAUAUUAAGAGAGUGGCGCGCCUCCCCAUUUGCCCUGUCGUGCCAGCUGCUAUCUAGGCCAUGCAGGCAGGGACAGUACACUUAGUGCUAAUUAAGUGUGGCCCAUGCAUCAGCUGCUCAUCCUUGAACCGUUUGUAACCCAUCCACAGCAAGAUAAAGAGCUUUGCCAGAAUGCAAAUCAACAGCACUAAAUGCAAAUCAUUAAACACAGCGUUCAGCUGACAAAGCAAGAUAUUCUCGAUGAAGGAAGCAACGCAUUGAUUUACAUCCUGACACAAGCUCCUUAUCUCCUUACGGAACAUCCCUUUGAGGAGCAGAGCGCUAGGGAGGGGUAGAGGCACAGGAUGGAAUGAACCUGGGCUCCUGAAUAUCUACGUGGAACAGAGCGCUGAGCCAUAACAAAGAAGGGGAACAAGUCAUCCCUAUCUGGCAGGGCUGUGGUUAAGAUUUUAAAAGCGAUAUGAAAAGAUACCCAGCCAGGAUCUACUGGGGCUCAUUCAGUACUGGCUGAAUGAAACCUGCAAUGGUUUCUUUCUCUAACUUGUCACAAUCCAUUGUCUUUUCUGGUUAGAGGACUGGACUCAGGCUGCUAUACCUGGAGGACAAUGCAGCAUUCACAUCUCUUGAGUCCCUGUUCUGUACCUUGGACUGGGUCAGACACUGUGGAUUCAGCCCUGAGCAAAGACUGACACACUCUCUGCCCUUGUGGGAUGCCAAAGCAAAUGACACGUCUAAGCCCGAGACCGGCUGCAGAAAGCCUGUGGACUAGGGUGCUUAGAGCAAGAGCUGAAGUGAAUGGAGGAACCUGGGUAGCUCCUGGUCUGCUAUAGACCCCAGAGUGUGUUGCCUGAAUUUGCAGAAGAGUUGCACUUUCUGUAGAGCUGUUCCCACACUUCAUUGUAUUUACAGUAGUUUUCCCUUGGUCUCAUAGUGGGAAAAACGUCAUUAAAAGAUUCUAAAAUAAUCUUGAUUAAACUAAGGGGAAAGGACAUUUUUCUAUAACUUAGUCUGGAGAGAUAAAGGUUUUCCAAAGGCCCAAGGUUGCAAAAGCUAUUUAGACCCAAGCAUUUCUUAGGUUAGUUGUUCAUUCAUCAAAUCGUUGAACACCACUGUGAUCCAGGCUCCUUGCAGACACACAGGGGAACAAGACCGAGUCCCUAUGCUCCUGCAAGCUCAUGGCCAAGUGGGAAGUGGGAAGCCUACGUAUGAUCACCUGACUGUGGAACAUGUGCUUACUAAUGAGCAGAGCCUGGGAACCCAGAAGGAUGGAGUCCAAGCCCAUUGUAGGCUUUUUUCCCCCUUGCUUUUCACUUGGGGUAUUCCCUCAGGAUAGUAUUACUCUAUUGCUUGGCUAAUAAUAGUGAUCUUGAAAUUAGCAUUUAACCUUCUAGCCAGACACAUGCAUGGAAAUACUCUUCCAAGCCCAAGGAUGCUCAGUCAUGCAAUAGGCACAUAUCCUCUAAGAACGGCACAGAUGUAUUGAAUCACCAGAGGUAUUGAAUCACCAGAUAUCCCGAAAGAUGUAUGAUUUCAACCUAACUGGUAUCAACGCCCAGUAUUGACAUGGAACACCAGCGGGAACCAACCAGCGAGGCAAUUCACCAGCACUCGGUGAGGAACUGGCACGCGGGAACACACCAACACACCCCCGGCUCUGACAGCCGAAUCGUGGGCAACCGCAUCCUACCCGCUUCUAUUCACUGUUGCAUUGCUAUGGUGCCCACCCCCUUUGUAUCCAUGGCAUUGACAGCCUCGGGAGUUGGGCCGGUGACCAUUCCUCGUAUCUGAGAACAGAAGGAGAAGGGGAAGUUUGGGCAGCUCUAGAGAAGUGUGUAAAUGGCAGCUUAGGGACAGUUUGAGCUUUCUGGUAGAGGCGGCCUAGGGAAAUCGCCGCAGAAGCUUCUUCUGUUAUGUGGAUGCCGUAUGCUGGUGCAGGGAACCAGGAGUAUAGUAAAACUAUUGUUAGUAUUGUAGCUCCGAUCACGUUACAUGUCUUUCCUGCUCCAGCCUCCAUCGCACCCUACAAGCGGGCAGGGACGCCUCCGAAACCCCAGGUGGGGUGAGGGUCUUGCGGCGGUGAAGCGGCGGCGCUCUGUGGGAGGGAGCAAAGGUCGCAAGGUUCAUGGGCAGGGACCGCGAGGAGGGAGGUGGUCCACAAAGGGGGAAAGUCUGAGAAUCAGAGGUGCUUUGCAUUCCGGGCUCCGGUCCCCUCUAGCAAAGCCCAGCCUAAAAACAUCCAUCCUUGGCGCACAUCCCUCUCUAUCUCCCCCACCCCAGCUGCGCCCCUCGCCCCUGGGGUCAGGCCGCGGGGUCACUGCUCCUCCUCGAAGGAUCCGAAGGCAGCUAACGCGGGAGGCGCCCCGGUGAGGCUGGGGAGGGAGGAGUUCCCUAAAUUGUGCUGGAGCGAAGGCGUCGAGGAUAGGAAGAACUAACCCAGGCUGGGGAAGGCGGACGGGGCUACGAGGGAGAGAGAGAGGGGACAAUGUACGCUCAGCCUGUUCAUCGCUCGGCAGGAAGAUGGAUGAUUUUCGGAGACUGUUGUCCCAGCGCUCCGGCUCGCUCCAGGGAGACGUCAGAGCGCUGGGGUCGGCGGUGGAGGAUCCCCCUGCGCCCCCGCCCGGGCUUGCAUAUAAAGUCGGGGCGUCGUGGAGGCUGCAGCAGCGGCGCUGGCGGCGGCGGCGGCGGCGCUCCUCUGAGGUCCCGGUCCUCCCGUCUCUCCUCUGCAGUGGAAGCGCACUCUCCGCCCAGUCUCGCCGCGGCGCUCCGAGGGCUUCCCGCCGGGACCAUGCGCGGCCGCGAAUUCCCGCUCGUCCUGCUGGCUCUGGUCCUCUGCCAGGCGCCCCGGGGACCGGCCGCCCCGGUGUCGGCGGGCGGAGGGACCCUGCUGGCCAAGAUGUACCCGCGCGGCAACCACUGGGCGGUGGGACAUUUAAUGGGAAAAAAGAGCACAGGAGAGUCCCUGUAUGUUUAUGAGGGAGGGAGCCUGAAGGAGCAGCUGAGGGAGUACAUUCGGUGGCAGGAAGCUACAAGGAAUUUGCUAAGCCUCCUAGAAGCAAAGGGGACCAGAAGCCACCAGCCACCUCAACGGGAGCCCUGGGCAUUCGCCAGUCCACCUGGGAUUCAGAGGGCAGCAGCAACUUUAAAGACGUGGGAUCGAGGCUCAAAGUUGGUGGACUCUCCAGGUUCUCAGCGUGAAGGAAGGAACCCCCAGCCGAACUGAUACUGACAACGGUGGCCUCCCUCAAAGAAGCAAAACAAAACCCUCAAGAGACUGCGUUCUAUGGGCAUCAGUUCUACUGGGUCAUCAAGUUUCCUUUAUGCAAAAUACUUAACUAUUCUUGUAUCUUUCAACUUUGACUAAAGUCAUGAUUUUCAAGCA